This is a messenger RNA of Helianthus annuus (common sunflower), 836 nucleotides long. RefSeq lists its product as uncharacterized. Gene Ontology annotation, cellular component: endosome; trans-Golgi network. The record is from RefSeq and is a predicted model, not a curated record. The transcript has a single exon. Bases 56 to 727 code for a protein of 223 amino acids. NCBI's taxonomy places the organism in Eukaryota, Viridiplantae, Streptophyta, Magnoliopsida, Asterales, Asteraceae.
ACUUAAUCCAAACAUCAAAUACAUCAUAUUACUCAGCAAACCGACCCAUCAAAUUAUGGCAAACCCUAGACGAACCUCAACCCCCCCAAUCACCCCAGAACUCCCAAUCCAGUUCCAUCCAAGAACCCUAGAUUCAAGAUUUUCAAGACUCAAACUUUUCCUAAAAAAACCACAAGCAUUCCCAUUUCUGUUAUCAAUCUUCCUAAUCCUAACAUGGGUAUUCCUCAGAAUCCACCAACAAAGCCCCAAACUCACCAACCCAACAACCAACAAUCAAGAUCACGAAGCCAAUCUCAUCAGAUUCUCUUCAAGAUUCCCAUCACCCAUAACCAAAGACCCACGUGGCUGGAUCCUAGACCCUGUUUCAAUAGCAUUAGAUUCAGGAAUAUCAGGUGGUGCUUUAACUUGUGCAUCUAUUCAUGUGGGUGAGAUUAAACCGGGUGGGUUGAGGGGGAAUCAUAGGCAUUAUACUUGUAAUGAGACUUUCUUGAUUUGGGGGGCGAGAACUGUUUUUAGAGUGGAGAAUGAUGGGCUUGAAAAAGGGUAUGCUCAAGUGACACUUGAGGCUGAUGAUGUUGCGGUUGCGGUUAGCCCGAAGGGUACGGCUCAUGCUUUGAUUAAUGUUGAUUCGAGUAGGACUACGUAUAUUGUUGGGUGCCAGGAUAGAGUAAUUAGUUAUAAUAGCUCGAAUUCGGAUUUUAGAGUUUGGGAUGAUCUUAAUUCAUAGUGUAUUUUGUUGUUUGUUAUAGAUUUUAGGUUGUUUUUGUGAAUGUUAUGGUUAUUUUUGUGAGUUUUAGAGUUUAUUGGAAAUUUGGAACAUGAAUAUGGUAGAUUUA